AUGAAACAAUCUAAUAAUCAUCUAUACUAACCAUAACAAUCUUUAUAUGUAUCAAUCAAAUUAAAUCAUAUAGUUACCAAGAACAUAAAAAGAUAAAAUAAAACAUUAACCAAAACUUUAAUUACUCAAAUCAUUAUUAAAAGAUUAGAGUAUAAGUUAACUAACAUAGAAAUCUCAAAUUUCAAAUAGUAAACUACACAGAAGAAUCCAAAAAAUUUAAGUGGAACCUGAACUUAAAGUAGAUGAAUUGAAAGAACAUAAAUGGUAAAUACUUUCAUAAAAUUGUUAAUACUUAUUAGAACUAAGUAGAUAGAUUCUUGACAAACCUAAUUAGUAUCAAAAUAUCAUUUAUUAAUAGUGAAUUAUUGUAUAGAUCUACUUCCAACCCAAGACUAAAUUCUAUACUUCUAGAACAUGAUUAAGUACUCAAAUCCAAUAUUAAUUCUAAUUAAAAAAAGAACAUCAAUAAUUAAUAAAUCAAUCCUUUAUAAACUAAAUUUGCAUUAAUUUAGAACUCUAAAAAAAGAUCUUCAAAUAAAUCCUUUAUUUAUAACAAUAAUGUAAAUGUUAUUGUAGCUGAUAAACCAUUUCUCAAAAAACAUUAAAGUUUGCAUGUCUCACCAACUCAUUAAUCCAUUAAUAUGUCUCAACCUUCGUAAACAUCAACCUAAUUCUUUUUUGCAAAGCUCAAUCAAGUCUCAUCUAAUGCAUUUAAUCUAUAAAGAAGAUUAAAAAAAGAAUAAUUUGAUGAGAUAAAACAGACAAAUGAAAAAGUUAUAUGUAUAAGAUCAGACUUUGAUAAAUUCUCCAAAAUGUUAAAUGAACCUGAAUAAAAUUGA
This is a messenger RNA of Paramecium pentaurelia, 839 nucleotides long. Lineage: Eukaryota; Ciliophora; Oligohymenophorea; Peniculida; Parameciidae. The record is from the annotation of a GenBank genome assembly.